CCCAUCACACGUACACACCUGGGCUCUCGUCAGAGGGGAAAAGGGGGCAGUGUCGCACCUCACUGCCUGUCACCACUCCAGAUGUGCUGAGCUGGGGUUACGCUCCCCCACACUCGCAGACGCACUUCUCGCAGACGCACUUCUCGCAGACGCACUUCUCGCAGACGCACAUGCUCACACUCGCCACUCCAACUCACACUCAACCCAGGAGAUCCAGCCUGUCCUCAGAAGGAGAAAGUUGCCAUCUUCGUCUCCAUCUUCCACAGAGGGGAGCUGCCAGGGGGGUCUGAGGCGACCUGGACCAUCAAAGACAUCAUCUUGGACUGAGAUGAGAUCCGCCACACUCGUCUUGGAGUAGGAGACCUUCAGACAUCAUGGGCUGUUGUCUUGCCAAAGGAAAACGAGAGUCAAACUCCGGCGCAGACACAGCAAAUUCCACGGCACAAGACCUGUACCGGCCCGUGGUGGUAUCCCUGUAUAACUACCCCUCCUCGGAAGGGACGGCAGACGGUGGCAUCACGCUGGGGGAGAGACUCGACAUCCUGUCAGACGAAGGCGAUUGGUGGAGGGUGAGCUCAACAGCGACGGGCAGGCAGUGUUACAUCCCCAGCAGCUACACUGCUAAGGUCUACCACGGGUGGCUUUUUGACGGCAUCACCCGGGAGAAAGCUGAGCAACUGCUGCUUCAGCCCCACAACCAGCCCGGCUCCUUCAUGGUCCGAACAAGCCACACCCACAUCGGUACCUACUCCCUCUCCAUUCGCCGUGACACAAACUCUUCUGGCAGCUCGGUGAAGCACUACCGCAUCCACCGUCUGCCCAAUGGCUGGUUCUACAUCUCGCCAGGGAGCACCUUCCCCUCGCUGUCCCAGCUGGUCGAGCAUUACUCAGAGGUCAGUGAUGCUCUCUGCUGCCCCCUACGGGAGCCGUGCUUUAUACGGGGCUACAACAAUGUCCCUGUGAUAAGAGGAACUCCACCCCCACCUGUCAGGAAACCCCCACUCAACUGGAACGAGGUGGAUAGCACCAUGAUCUUUGGUCAGAGCGAGGGAGACCCUGGAGAGAACCCGAUGAGUGAGGGGCUGCGAGAGGCCAUCAACUCCUACUUGCUGCUGACGGAGGAGGCCAGGUGUGAAACCUGCAAUGGCUGGGAGACCUGAGGGACCGAGUAGUCACACCAGCACCAUGUGCCAAAGAGACUUUGCUGCACCACCAUUGGUCCCCACCAGGGGGGCGCAUAUGUGUGGUUGGGGGGGUUGCCGGUGACUGUUUUGCUGCUCCUUCCUGUUCUGAAAUGCAGGAGUCGGGUCUUUCAGGCCCAGAAUGCCUUCCACUGCUGUACAGGGCCUCGAUACAAAGACUGAGAUCACAUGACGCCAGCCACCGGCUAGAGCGCCCCAGCAAGGACGGGGGUGGAAACAGUCCGGCUGCACAAUGGCGGGAGGAUUUUGUGGGUUCCGCGCCGAGAGGCGGCACCACAAAGGAAUCCCAUCACCCAGGCUGCUGUGGGGUCUGAACUCGGUCACAGCGACAGCUGCUUCAUCCCGAACUGCAGCUGAGCCGGCGGUGGAGGUGCCAUGUUUAAAAAAGCACAGGCCUUCAUGUAAAACAGCUGCACUACCAGUCAAAAGCUUUUGCACGCCACAGGUUUUUACCCACUUAUCCAUUUAUUUCAUAAACUGUUGAUUUUUUAUUCUUGUUAAGCAUCGGAAAGUUGAAUGAACAACUAUAAAUGAAAAUAUAAGUCAAAUUAAACAAGUUUCCUUUAUAACAUGGAAGUACAUAACGAUGCCGGUCUGACAUCCUAUUAAUUGAUUGUGUGUUGAUAGUAAAGUCAAUUCCUAGACUGCCCUUUGAAUGCACUAGUCAACUGGUUCAUCCCAUGAAACAGAGCAGUAUUUAAUGUUCCUUGUAGAAAGAAUGUCUUGAAUUUUCUCCCCUGUUAUAACUGCCAGAGGGGGUUAUUUUGAUCAAUUACAAAAUGUGACGUUUUCUUGUUAAUAAAGGUACUGAAGUGGUGAACAUACUGUAAAUGUAUUUGUUACCAAAGUAUUUUGUGUAUUAAGUGAGUAACAUGCAAAUGUAGAAAAUCUCACUUUUGUGUGCAAAAACUUUUGAGUGGUAGCGUACAUUUGCACACAGUUUACUGUGAGCUUAAACCAUUCCAGUUGGGAACAUUAUUUUAACUGUUAUUUCAAUGGAUUUCAGCAGAUUUUUGCUCAACUGCAAGAAAAUAAACCAACUUCUAAAUUCA
Messenger RNA from Brienomyrus brachyistius, 2254 nucleotides. RefSeq names its product src-like-adapter 2. Bases 375 to 1160 code for a protein of 261 amino acids. The record is from RefSeq and is a predicted model, not a curated record. The transcript is spliced from 8 exons. Lineage: Eukaryota; Metazoa; Chordata; Actinopteri; Osteoglossiformes; Mormyridae. Gene Ontology annotation, molecular function: protein binding.